This is a messenger RNA of Castor canadensis (American beaver), 2151 nucleotides long. NCBI's taxonomy places the organism in Eukaryota, Metazoa, Chordata, Mammalia, Rodentia, Castoridae. The record is from RefSeq and is a predicted model, not a curated record.
GUCCCGCGGUGGGUGGCGCGGCUCGAACACCUGAGCAAACACUGAAAUGUCAGAUGGCGGGAAGUGCCACGAGGAUUGGGGACCUUCGGGGAUGAAUUCAGCCGAGCAGAGGCCUGCGACACGUUCAGAGAAAGCCAACGGCAAGAGGCCACGAUGGCGGUGCUGGGGGCAAGGGUAGGAGGCAGCGGAGCAGGGGACCUGUGAGCCCUGCAUCCAGCCAACCAUGGAGCGAGUGAGCUCAGGCCUCUAGCCCCUUAGGUGAGGACUCCACCUGGGGCUCUGUCGAACUUUCCAUCAUGGCAGUGAAGAAAAUUCUUCCAGCCAGGGGACCUGCUUGGUGAAAGUUGUGGUUCAGCUCUUCCCACGGACUGUCUUCAAGAAAGUGCCUGUACCCCUGGCCAAGGAGCUGGGGUGCCACAACCUCCACUGAUGGGGAGGUGGGCCCUCGACCUGGCCUUUAUAUGGAAGGCAGUGUUGACCCUAGGGCUCGUCCUGCUCUACUAUUGCUUCUCCAUUGGCAUCACCUUCUACAACAAGUGGCUUACGAAGAGCUUCCACUUCCCACUAUUCAUGACGAUGCUGCACCUGGCCGUGAUCUUCCUUUUCUCAGCCCUGUCCAGGGCACUGGUUCAGUGCUCCAGCCACAGGGCCCGCGUGGUGCUGAGCUGGACUGACUACCUCAGAAGAGUGGCCCCCACAGCACUGGCUACAGCACUUGACGUGGGUUUGUCCAAUUGGAGCUUCCUGUACAUAACCGUCUCACUGUACACAAUGACCAAAUCCUCAGCUGUGCUGUUCAUCUUGAUCUUCUCUCUGAUCUUCAAGCUGGAGGAGCUGCGUGCAGCACUGGUCCUGGUGGUCCUCCUCAUUGCCGGGGGCCUCUUCAUGUUCACAUACAAGUCCACGCAGUUCAAUGUGGAGGGCUUCGCCUUGGUGCUGGGGGCCUCGUUCAUUGGUGGCAUUCGCUGGACCCUCACCCAGAUGCUCCUGCAGAAGGCUGAGCUGGGUGAGCACAUGGGAGGGCUGGGCUCAGGCAGUGUGGAGGCUGUGCAGGAGCAGGCCAGGCCUGACGGUGCCUCUGUGUCCCAUGCUGCAGGCCUCCAGAACCCCAUUGACACCAUGUUCCACCUGCAGCCACUCAUGUUUCUGGGGCUCUUCCCUCUCUUUGCUGUAUUUGAAGGUCUCCAUUUGUCCACAUCUGAGAAAAUCUUCCGUUUCCAGGACACAGGGCUGCUCCUGCGGGUACUCGGGAGCCUCUUCCUUGGUGGGAUUCUUGCCUUUGGUUUGGGCUUCUCUGAGUUCCUUCUGGUCUCCAGAACCUCCAGCCUUACUCUCUCCAUCGCUGGCAUCUUUAAGGAGGUCUGCACCCUGCUGCUGGCAGCUCACCUGCUAGGUGAUCAGAUCAGCCUUCUGAACUGGCUGGGUUUUGCCCUCUGCCUCUCUGGAAUAUCCCUGCACGUUGCCCUAAAAGCCCUACGCUCCAGAGGUGAUGGUGGCCCUAAACCCCUGAAGGGCUUGGGCUCCAACCCGGACCUGGAGCUGCUGCUCCAGAGCAGCCAGCAGGAGGACCAGGACAAUGAGGAGGAAGAGUACUUUGUGGCCCAGGGGCAGCAGUGACCAGCCCCAGGACCAACUUGCAGCCAGCUCACUGCAGCUCAGGGCCUGUGUGGCUGGUCACAGCAGUUGGGAGCAGUGGCCUAGAAGUCACCUAGCAGGACCCUACAGUGGGGCUAGGACAGGGGCUUAUGGCUUCUACCUUCCCUUCAGAGGUUUUUUAAGUGCUGAGCAUCAGGCCGGCCUCCCACCUGACCAGGGCUGGGCCCGCGGUCAAGAUCCUGAGAGCGAAGGGAGUGCACAGGUUCUUCCGCUUCUGGCCUGGCUCUGAGAGCCAAGGUGGAAUUCAGAGGCAGAGUUGCCUCCAGAGGGACUGACUUUGGACUGCAGGGCAGUUGAAAUGGACAUGGAGAGGCUGGGACCUCAUCACCUGGACAGCAUCUUUCUCAGCACAUCUAUUUAUAGUUUGGAAAUAAAUGGUUUUACGGUCCACUGGCCACUCAUAUUGCCUGGAGGCUUGAGGGCAGGAAGAGCCCUGGGGGCCUGGCUUCCUGCAGCUCUCAGAAUUCUGUUUGAACCCCAGUACCCCCACCUUGG